GCAAUUCGAGAGACAGCGAGAGAACAACACAUUCACUAACUCUCACACACACACACCCCCUCUAUACGUGCGCGCUUCCAAGAAUUUUCCCAACCUUCUACGUGCGCGCUCCGCUCCCUUAACUCCAGCGCACUUCCACUGCUAUUUUCUCAAUCUAUAUCUGAUGAGAAGAUGGUGGCUGGGAAGUCAGCGGCUGAAAAAAAUGAAGCUCCCUCCGUCUCUCGUCAUCCUCCCAUCGGCAGGACAACCCUUUAACAACCGUAAAUAGCAAAGAGAAUUGGAAGCAGGCUCAACCAGAAGCAGAUCUUGAAGUGAACAGACUAUGGUCAUGCCUUGAAUUAAGGAAUUUAUAAACACAGAGACAUCAUCACCCCCACAGUUCGGUCACAGUAAUUGAAUAAAGCUCUCAAGACUGAGACACUUUUCCUUUGGGACUGCAAGCGUGUGAGAGGGAGAGCUGAGGGGAGGGGAGUAAUUUGGCUGUACUUUCCAUGAUGUACUCUGUUGAAGAACGGUGACCUGAAGAAAAACAAACUUUAGUUGCCAUGGAAGUUUUGAGAAAUAGAACAUAAACGCCAUUAUUGAUCGUACUGAAAUUUGUUGAUUUUUUUGUUUGUUUUUUGGGAGGGUUGAAUAAGAACAUUCACAAGGUUUGCGUGACUAGAGAAAUGGUCUGACAUUUGGGAAUACAUAUAUCUUAUAUAUAUAUAUAUUAUAUAUAUAUAUAUAUAUAUAUAUAUAUAUAUAUAUAUAUAUAUAUAUAUAUAUAUAUAAACCCUCCCUCGCUGUUAUUGCCGCCUCCCACUUCUUCACUUACUCUCAGUUACACAGAUACCAACCAAGUCUCAUGUUAGUUUGGACUCUGGAUCGCUGCAGUUGGGAAACGGAGAGGUGAGUCAGGAAAGGACGCGGCUAUAUUGACGGGAGAAGGCCCUCCUGUUCAAAGGGGCACAGAACACUAGCAGAGGGCAGCAAGAAAAAUAAAUUAAAACAGGCUUUACUCUUCUAUUUUAUUAGCUGCAAAGUCAAAGACUCCCCUUCCAAGCACAUUGUGCGUGUGUAUUUUCUCCAAGUACAACUACGCCUAGUACCUGGGCGCGGUAAUGCAACAGUACAAGAAAGUAAAUACGAUUUCAAAAGUAAAUACUGUCAAACUAGGAAGGAAAAAAUGAAGGCGCCAAUGGAAUGUACAAGAUUUUUUUUUUUUUUUUUUAAGCCUUAAUGUCGAUUAAACACAGGAAAGAAAACGAGUAACAUUUGAAAUUUAACUAUUUUAAAAUAAACAAUUAAUUUAUAUUAAAGGAGUGUUUUGAAGGAUAGUGUGCAGAAGCGGAAUAUGAAACGUUAUUAUUUCUCUAUUCAAUAUCAAACUUUAAGUAGAAAUUAAUCUUCAAGAAAAGAGUCGUCAGGGAGCGGGUGCUUUAAGAAGCAGCUAUCGAUCUGUCACUGUGAGAAGCGACUUUAUAAAAAGGUUGACUAUCAAAUCAGAUUUUACAUUAAAACAAUAAAUAAAUAAAUAAACCAAAUGGUUGAAGUAUUGACGCAGUAUGAGAUAGACCAGUAAUGAACUGCAACAAGACGACCCAGAAACUGUGCUCGAGUACAAGUAGGCAUCCUGCGUAAAAAGGAGUUUUUUUGUUUUUCAAGCUGGACUGGAAUAAGUGCAGGAUUUUUUUUUUAAGUAACCUGUGUGAAUUUUUGACAUGGCCUCCCCACAGCAUCAACAGUUGUUGCUCCACAGCACUGAGGUUAGUUGCAAUACCACCGGAGAUAGCGUGUCUGUGAAGAUCAACAGCAAGCCACAGCUGCAUGACCCUGCUAGCAGCACCAGCAGCAGCAGCGCUGGUGGCGGUGGCGGUGGUAGCAGCAGCUCCAAGCAUUGCAAGUACAGCAUCUCCUCUAGCAGUAGCUCUGGGGAGUCAGGUGUCCGCAGGGUGGCGACUGCAGGGGCCAGGCGCCCAAAGAAGCUGCCACAGCUUUUUGAGAGGUCCUCGUGGCAGUGGUGGAACCCCAGGUUUGAUUCUACCAACCUUGAAGAAGCCUGCCUUGAGAGGUGCUUCCCCCAGACCCAGCGCAGGUUCCGGUAUGUGCUCUUUUACUUGGCCGUCGCCUGCCUCCUUUGGAGCAUCUACUUCGGGGUCAACGGUGCCAGGUGCGACUGGACUGCCUUUUUGGUCCCCACUCUAGGUUUCCUCAUCUUCUGCAUGCUGCUUUUGCUGUUCACCUUCACCCGCUUCUACGCCAGACUUUAUGUCUGGGUCUCCUUGUUGCUCUUCAUUGUCACUUUUGCCUUGACUUUGUCCCUCCAAUUGCAACGUGCUUUCUUCUUGAAAGAGGGUGACUUUGACAACAGCACGGGCCUGACUAACGCUGCUUACUCUUGGGAGCCCUGCCUUUCUCCUGUGGGCACUUUCUCCCUAUGCAUGGAGGUGCUCCUGUUACUCUACACCAUCAUGCACUUGCACCUGUACCUCUGUGUCUUGCUAGGGCUGGUCUAUUCAAUGCUGUUUGAGAUCCUGGGUUGUAUCUACUUUGCCAAUGAUAGCACAGAGUCCAACCCUCUUUACUGGUUGGCCCCUGCCAAGGCUCUUCUACACAUUUGCGCCCAUGCCAUUGGGAUCCACCUGUUCAUCAUGUCAGAGGUUCGCUCGCGAAGCACCUUCCUGAAGGUGGGCCAGUCCAUAAUGCAUGGAAAGGACCUUGAGGUGGAGAAAGCCCUGAAGGAGCGCAUGAUCCACUCGGUCAUGCCUAGGAUGGUAGCAGACGAGCUGAUGAAGCAAGGGGAUGAAGAGAGUGAGAACUCGGUGAAACGCUACUCCACCUCCAGCCCCAAGAACAAGAAGAAAAAGCCAUCAAUCCCCAAAGCUCAGAUCAUCUUCAGGCCUUUCAAUAUGAAACGGAUGGAGCCUGUCAGCAUCCUCUUUGCUGAUAUUGUAGGAUUCACCAAGAUGAGCGCCAAUAAGUCGGCCCAUGCCCUGGUGAGCCUCUUGAACGACCUGUUUGGGCGAUUUGAUAGACUCUGUGAGAUCACCAAUUGUGAGAAGAUCAGCACGCUGGGUGACUGCUACUACUGUGUGGCGGGCUGCCCAGAACCACGUGCUGACCAUGCUUAUUGCUGCAUUGAGAUGGGCCUUGGUAUGAUCGAAGCCAUAGAACAGUUCUGCCAAGAGAAGAAGGAGAUGGUGAACAUGCGGGUGGGUGUCCACACGGGCACUGUGCUCUGUGGCAUCCUGGGCAUGAGACGCUUCAAGUUUGAUGUCUGGUCCAACGACGUCAACCUAGCCAACCUAAUGGAGCAGCUGGGUGUAGCUGGCAAAGUCCACAUUUCUGAGGUGACCGCCAGCUUCCUUGAUGACCGAUACCUGCGAGAGGACGGCAGGGUGAUGGAGAGGGUUGGGCAGAGCGUUGUGGCUGACCAGCUGAAAGGUCUCCUUCAAUCACUCAGCCUAGUAGCUGCAUCUGCUGGGAGAAAUGGGACUGGAGCAGCUGCCGAUUAUCCACAGCAGUCAUUUGUCGAUGCAGACUCAACAUACUGGGGUGCUUGUAGAUGGAGGCUAAAGACCUACCUGAUCUCUGGGCGGAAGGUGGAAAGGUCCCCCUGCAGCUGCUCACAGCUGGGCCUGGCUAGGUCGGAGUCUGGAGACGGGGCCUUCAGGGUACAGACUCCAGAGACCAUCACCACCACAGAGGCAACGCACUCCAACAGCCAGAAUGACAAAACCAAGGAGCCGUGUCCCUCGUGCAGUGUGAUGCUGGUCCCGAGCUGUGACACCCCAGUUGAAGACAGUACUGUCCAGAAUGGCUGCCAAGAGGACCACAAGAACAACACAAAGUCUAUUCCAGGAGGGCUUAGCCUGAAUACUCAAAAUGGGAUGCUGAGCCCUCCCCCAGAGGACAAAUUGACCAAUAGUCAGACUUCUCUAUGUGAGAUGCUACAGGAGAAGGAGAAAGGGAAGUGGGUGGGGGUCAGUAUGGACCAAUCAGCCUUGCUCCCGCUGCGGUUCAAGAACAUCCGCGAGAGGACUGAUGGACACUUCGUUGACGUCAUCAAGGAGGACAGCCUGAUGAAGGAUUACUUCUUCAAGCCACCCAUAAACAAGCUGAGUCUAAACUUCCUGGAGAAGGACCUGGAAAUGACGUAUCGCAUCAGCUACCAGAAGGAGGUGAAGGAGAGAGUCCCGGUAAAGACAUUUGCCAGCUCAACCUUCAGCUCCUUCAUCGACGUGCUCCUGUCCUCCGCUGUCUUCCUCUUCCUCACCAUCGGCUGCUUCCUAAAGCCCUGGGUCUCUGGCACCGCUGCCCCUCCAGCUGCCAUCGCUGUCUGUGUGCUUGCCAUUCUGCUGGAGCUGCUCUCCCUCGUCCUGUCAGUGCGAAUGGCAUUUUACCUGGAUGAAGUAAUGGGCUGCACCAAACACCUGCUGCAAGUCAUUUCUGGCUGGAUCCCCCGGCAUUUCAUUGGAGCCAUCCUCAUCUCAGUUCCUGCUCUCUCUGUCUUUUCCCACAUCACCUGUGAGUUUGACUCCAGCAUCCAUUUCACCAUGUUUAAGUGCUGUGCGAUCAUCAUCACCAUCAUCCAGUACUGUAACUUCUGCCAGCUGAGCUCCUGGAUGAGGUCCUCCAUCGCAACAGUGGUGGGUGCGGUGCUGCUGAUCCUGCUCUACACAUCUCUCUGCCCUGAGGAGCCGGGCUCCUCUAACAGCUCUGUACCCGAGAUGCUGCAGCCACUGGACCUGAACAGACAGGAAGUCAUCCUAGCUUUCUUCCUGCUACUCCUGCUGGUGUGGUUCCUGAACCGGGAGUUGGAGGUGAGCUACCGGCUGCACUACCAUGGCAACGUGGAGGCUGACCUGCACCGUGCCAAGAUCCAGACCAUGCGGGACCAGGCCGACUGGCUGCUGCGCAAUAUCAUCCCCUACCACGUGGCUGAGCAGCUGAAGGUGACACAGAGCUACUCCAAAAACCACGACAACGUGGGCGUCAUCUUCGCCAGCAUCGUCAACUUCAGCGAGUUCUACGAGGAGAACUACGAGGGCGGAAAGGAGUGCUACCGCGUGCUGAACGAGCUGAUUGGGGACUUCGACGAGCUGCUGAACAAGCAGCAGUACAGCAACAUUGAGAAGAUUAAGACCAUCGGGGCCACCUACAUGGCUGCUUCAGGUCUCAACACCUCGCAGUGCCAGGACACCAGCCACCCGCACGGGCACCUCCGCACCCUCUUCGACUUCGCCAAGGAGAUGAUGUGCGUGGUGGACGACUUCAACAAGGACAUGCUGUGGUUCAACUUCAAACUACGCAUUGGCUUCAACCACGGGCCCCUCACGGCCGGCGUCAUUGGCACCACAAAGCUGCUGUACGACAUCUGGGGCGACACGGUGAAUAUCGCCAGCCGCAUGGACACUACCGGAGUGGAGUGCCGCGUGCAGGUGAGCGAGGAGAGCUAUCGUGUCCUCAACGAGAUGGGCUAUGACUUUGACUACAGGGGCACCGUCAAUGUGAAGGGGAAAGGCCAAAUGAAAACGUUUCUGUUCCCCAAGAGCGUGGACAGCGGGUUGGUGCCACAGCACCAGCUCUCAGUCUCGCCAGACAUCCGUGUCCAAGUGGACGGCAGCAUUGGACGCUCCCCCACGGAAGAGCUGGCCAACAUGGUCCCCACUGCCGGUGGUCAUGGCUUAGACCGCACCCCUCCACAACGGGCAGCAGGUGCUUUGGAGAAGUUAGAACUCAUGGACUCAUCAGGCCACCUCAGGGCAGCUCCUGUUGCUGCCUUCAGCCCAGGCAACACCCAGAGACCACUCCCAACCCAAGCCUUGGCCACACCUGCCAACCUCCCUGCUACCAAGCAAGGGACUGCUGAAGAAGAGGAGGAGGAGGAGGAGGAGGAGGAGGAGGAGGAAGAGGAGGCGGCGGCGGCAGACGAACUGACAAAACUCAAAAUCUCAGAAAGCUUAUGAUGCUGCCUGACUCUGAUUUUAGGCUUGACUUCUCUGUUUUUAGAUGACACCUUAGAGGGGGAAAAAAGAAAAAACUUUUUACAUCCUGUUUUCCCGAGUUUUUUUUCCACUAAUUUUUUUGUUUUGUUUGUUUGGCUUACAUUUCACAAGAAAAGGAGGCAUUGAUUACUGUGUGGAUCGCAGUAAGGGGGGGGUAUUGUUCCCAGCUUUCAUUUUUUUUUUUUUUUUCUGUUUGUUGGAUUAAGUGCCUUCAGAAAUACUCCUAACAGCCAGGGGCGUGAAAAGAAUUGUCAUAGCAUGGCUUUUAUGAAACAGACAACAGGAAAAGCUGUGGUUAUUAUAUUGUCACAAACAUUUUAUUAAAAUUUUAUUGUGAUAUUAUUUUGGCGUAACUUUACAAUUCCAGCAAUGGUAUUUACACAAGAAAACAAAAUACUGAUGAAGCGUGCCAGUAGUACACUGUGGUAAGAGGAGGAGAGGGAUGCAGGGAAGGGUAACAGAUGUGUUUAGCUUUUACAGAUUUAGGAUUACAGUGGAACCUCACCCAAUACUUCACUGGACCUAUCCAGCCCCUCCAAGUACAGCUAUACACUGUGCAGAGGACAAGGGUUGCUUUGCAAGAAAGAGACAGAGGUAGAACUUAGCACAUCAAAGGGUAAAACAAAUCAGCAUUCCAGGCCAAUAUAUUUUUCUUUUUCUUGGUUUAACGGCAGCUUUAUUCUUUUUUUUUUUCUUUUUUUUUUAAAUCAGUAAUCUCCAGUUUAGCCAGUCAUUGCUGCUCAUGUUUCAUAUUUGCAUGUAAGCAGUGGAGAACAUUCACUGCAUUCUUAUCUGGAGCUUGGGCCCCCCUAGCGGUACUCAGACUGACAAUGGUAGUGUGCAGAAGAUCAGUGUUCUGGGGAAAAAAGCACUUUACUGUUGUACACGCCACAAUUACUGGAUUAAAUGCUGCACCUUUUUCUCUCUUUUUGUUGUGCUAUUUUACCACCCAACUGCGAGGAAUGUUGUGCCAUAGAGUGUUCUAUUCAUAAAACAGCUGUGUUGUAAUUCGAUGUGAAAUGUUUUAAAGUAAAACAAGUACACAGCAGUACAGAGCUGUUUAGUCUGUUCAAUAGAUUAUUUUGCAUAGUAAUAUAAUAAUGUAUCACAUUUGCUUACAAAGUAGAUAAGGCCAUGUGCAUUUAACACAGUGGGGUUUGCUCUUUAGAAAGAACCAUUCAGAGGUACUUUACUUCAUCCCUGUGAUAUGCUUGACCUGUAAGUGGACAACACAGGCAUACUGAGGGAUUUGAUCAGUCCCUCACCUUUUUAUAGGUAUUGGUCACCUCUUUUAUAGUAGUUACCACUCUGAAAGGUCUUACUAAAGAACAGCAAUGUCUUUUUAUAAAGUAGCACUUUAAAAUGAAUGCCUCUUUGUGUUUUAAGUAUGGUUUAAGUAAUCCAAAGUUAUGUAGCAGUUAGCAUUCACAAAGUGACAUUUAGAAAAAUUACUUCUGCUGCUUUUCAGAUUUGCCAUCUCAACUUAUUAUUCACGCUCCAUUUUAGAAGGAUUUCUUAAUUUUGACAGAGACUCACUAAACUUAGUGUGUAGGAUGGAAUUAAAAUACUGUAAUGUAAAACUUAAUUUCAAUAUACCUGAAUCUCCACAGUUACUCAGCAUCACAAGUACUUGCUAUUAAGUGAUACAUGUGCAUAAAGCGUUUCUGCUGACUUGUUUGUAUUAACAAGCUAUUCCACUAAGAGGUUCCACUGUAUCCAUAUACUUCUAUUAUUAUGUGCCACUUUCGUCUCUUUGUGCAAUGUUGCCCACUGCAUUUAUACUUUUUUGUUAUUGUUAUUAUAAUUAUCAUUAUUAUUUUGUAUAUUCAGACUGCACCAGCAUGUGGGUAACUAUAUAUCAUGUAUGUCAAAUAAAAAGGCCACAGUCCAGGUUUUAGAAGUGAAGUUACAAAGGGUUGGGUGCUGUGUUUCCUGUUUAAUCAUGCUGUCUAUUUCAUUAGAAGGGUAGUUAUGUAUUUUGUUAACCGUUGUUUAACUUUUUGUACUAGUACAUAAAAGAAAGUUUUCAAAACAUGUAAUAUGUUCCAAAAGACUGACUACUGUGUUGACUAGCUUUUACAUUACUACUUAGGUAAUGACCACCUUCUAUAUAUGAAAAGUAUCUCAUUGAUGAAAUAAUCGCAGCAGAAACAGGUCUCUGAAACGCAGAGGAUUUCAGCCUGAAACAAAAGAAGAUCCAAGCUGUAGAGAUUCCUAUUUGAUACUUCAUAGAAAAAACACAUCCUGAAUUACUCUUUGGUUAUUGUUUUGUCUGCAUUUUCAGUCUCAGUUUCAUUUAAGCACUUUGCUACGUAAUGAAGUGUUAGAUGUGCCUGAUGCGACCUGUCGAAAAGCACAACUGAGAUGAAACAGCAUUGUCCGGUCUCAUGUCAAUUAAUUUUACACCUUUUUCCAUGGAUUGUUAAUUUUUAGAAAUGAUUUAGCAUUUUAAAGCCUUAAUUCAAUAUUUGUAUUUGUUGGGGGGGAAUGAAAGCUAUGGAAGGUUUGUUUUAUUAUUUAUUUAUAAUUAAAAAAAAAUAAAAAUAACUAAAAAACAAAACAGGAAAACCUUAUUAAUGCUUUUAAAGUAUUAAUUAAUGCUUUUAAUUGCUCCUGUUGCAACUUGACGCACUGCUUCAGAGGCUUACAAAAGUUUUACAUUCUGCUUUGAAUUAUACCAAAUCACACAACACUGAAUACAGAUGUUUGCUGCUUUAUCAGUCUCCCGUCCACUAAUGCCCAUAAUUUGAGAAAAAAUAAAGCACACUUCAUGUAUCUUAACCAGUUGAGCUUGGUGUAUUCUAGGCACUGUUACAGAAUUAAUAGACUUGUCUUGUGAGCCAUUCCAGUCCCUGUAUAGUUAACAGACAGAGCACUCUUCCAGUGUAUUGUGACUGUUGAGUCGAUUCAGCAUGAUCUUACCCAGAUUUAGAGCCAAAUUACCUGAUUGUCGUGUUUGUCUCUAUGGCCAUUGCCUGAAUACAGUCAACACAGCAGUGGCGGCCUCAAUGCAGGGGCCAUAGGCAGCCAUUCAUGAAGCACAGUAAGAAGUAUAAGAUUUUGAUAUUUUUAUCUUUUUCGGUAAAAACUGCGUCAUUGCUACCAAAGUAAUGUUACCUCCUUCCACUUGUAUGGUUUUCAGGAAACCCCAUUUUAUGUCAUAUUGCACUGCUUUCUAUGUUAAUUUCAUAAUAGUGGACAAAAAAUAUGGUAUUUAAAAUACAGAAUACUAUUCUGUUUUGGCCUCUAAAUAUAUGCACUGAAAUAUAACAAAAAUCAGACAGCAGAGUUGAGGUGGUUUAGCAUGUGUAUGAGAGGAGGGAAGAGAAAUGUCUUUGGCAAUCUCCUGGUAGAUUAACGAACCAGAACAUGUGGAUUAAAAGAUCAAUCACAAUAGUAACGGUCAGACGGUGUUACCCUGCACAAGCCUAUUUAUAAAAUGUACUGAAGAUGUUUUCUUUAGUGUGUUUGUUUGUUUGUUUGUUUUUUGCCGACAGUAUUAAAAGCCUAGGGAAAACUAGUUUACGGGUUAUUUUGAAUGCUAAAUGGGACUUGGAGAUGAAAGUUUUACUACCAAAAUUAAGGGAUUUGUUGUUUUUUACAACAUUCAUGAAUGGUAGUUAAUUUUUCUGACAGCAUGCUGUCGGUGCCUUCAAAGCAUUGAGUAUUGUUUCAUAUUCAUUUUAUCGACCAGUAGAGCAGUUUUGAUGAAUUGGGGUGAAUUAUUUAUGCAACUUGGAUACUGUUGUCUAUAAUACAGCUAGAUAUAGUAUAUAGAUAGACUUUCUUUACAUACUUUUUCAUCUUCCAACUUCCUUUUUAUAUAUUGAUUUGAGCACUGUGUUUGUUUUAUAUGCGCAAUGAUGGUUUUAUAAAAGACUUUUGUUUCGUAUUAUAGGGAUUUUCACUGUGCAUUUCAUUAUGUACAUAGUGUCUGUAUAUCAGCACUAUAUAUUUCACUCCAUAGUAAAAGAAGAGUACCUAUUCAUUUUUUAAAUACCUAAAAGGGAUGGUGGGGUUUUUUGGGGUUUUUUUUUGGAUUAUGUAUAAUUUAUAUUAACAGAAGAAAGCUUAUUUUUCAGACUCGAAUUCAUCAUGCAAUAAUCAAGCUUCAGUUGUUUUUAUUUACUGAACAUGUUAGGUUUGUGUAGAUGACAGCACACAACCCUGGUUUAAUAUCUAAAACCUGUACUGCAUUUAAAAGGAAAGGUCAAGAGUCAAUUCAGCAAGACUAUGUUUGCAUACAACUAAAAAAAAAAAAAAAAAAAAAAAAAAAGCAAGGAUUAGUCUUCAAGCAUGCAUUCUUCAUAAGAAUGUUUGUUUGGGAAGUGCAUUACAUUACAUUUUAUGGAAGUGCUGUUUGACAGUUAUAGUAUUACAGAGUGUCAUACCUUUGUUAUAGUAAAACUUAUAUAAAGUACAUUUUAAGUAUUACUUUAAAAUAAAACUGCUGGAUCGAUAAGUUGCGCCUCUGUAGCAAUAGCCAGGACAGCUUAUUCAAUAACGAAGUAAUUUAAUUUAUUUAGGGCUCCAAUUUGUCAAAGCUUGGUACUCCAGAGUGCUAAUUUCUAAUUAAAGUCCACAAGUUAGUUUGUACUAAUGUUGUAGGAUUACUGAUACGUUAUCCUCUCCCAAAGAUGGUGUUCUGUAUCUCUCUACAUCAAUUAGUGAGGCAGGUUCAUGGUUUAUUGUCUUACCUGCAGGAGGCAGAGGGAGCCUGGCCACCACAACACAUGCUAUUCUUUUUGUGCCUUUAUACCAGGGUAAUAUUCUUUCACAAAACUUCCUUUGGAAUUCGAGGCGGUAUCGUUCGAGCUGAGGAAACUGAUAUUUUAGAUGACUUGAAGAGAGUACCAGAACACUGCUAACAAAGCAUACCACACUAGAAUCACUUAAUUUAACUAAAUUUAGCCUAAACUUGUUCAUCGGAGUGUAUUCUCGAAUGUUAAACAUGACCUAUUUGGUCUUAAGCGCACUAUCCUAUAUAUUACAAUCCAGACAGUAGCUAGUACCUACCUUCCAGGUAUGCAACUCUUAGGUAAGACAGGGCUAAUCCUCCCUAUGGUCCUACCUAUUCUGUAAAAAAGUUUCAGUUGCAUGAGUCUUGGCCUUUCUUUUGUUUAAAUUGGCUGCUGCUCCACCCUCCUUGCUAAUACCGUGUGCAUGUGCGUGUGGGCAUCACUGACAUAGGCUCAGCGGUGGGAGUCUUAGAACAACACUGCUGCUAGGGCUGUAUAAUAUAUAUUUUAUAUGUUAUAUAAUGUAUAUGUAUAUACAUAAAUAUAAAAUAAUAAAGAGUAUCCUGAAGCCUUGCAUCUGUAAAUACUGCGCCUAAGCUUUGUGGUUUUAAAAAAAAAAAAAAAAAAAAAAAAGCUAAAUAAAACAAUUGUCUGUAAGCUAUAUAUGUACAUAGAUUGGAAUAAUAAAAUACACAUAUAUUAUCUUUGACUUAUUACUACCAGUCUGUAACCGAUUGUAUAUUAUAGUUUUACUGUGAAUAAUAGCAAAACAGAAAGUUGACAAUUCUUCUCUACAUUCAAGAUACUCCACAACUUGAGACAGGUGCUUUUGUUCUUUGUGCGGAUAAGUUGCUCAAGAAGUCUGGUGUUUCCUCAAAAUAUGUUGUCUGUUUAAAUAAUUUUGCUUACUGUUGUUAUUUGUUAAUCAUGUACACAAACAAAUGCAAGUGUACACAACCAUAUACAGUAUACAUCUGUAUGUAUGUUUACAUACUGUGUCAAUAGUGAGUACUAUUCCAUGUUUCUGCUUGUUUUUUUAUUUAGUAAAAGUUUACGUGUAUUCACAGAUUCUAACAUACUAUAUACACACACACGCAUAAAUUUGUUUUUGUUACUAAUUGUGCAUAUUACAUGUAUUUGGGAUCUUUAGGCGUGUAGUAGUUCUGAAGUGUGUUUAGCAAAGGUUUGUAAUCCCUCUAAGCAAUUUCUGGCUUAUCACCAUUUCCGAUAUCCAGAGCAAGAGAUAUAGAACAAAUGUAGUAAGUAUCGUUUAAAAAUGUUAAUCCAAUGUAACAUGUCAGGGUUGUAAAGUAGAGAGUGAGGCUCAUAUUUUGUGAAAACACACUUUAAAAAAAAUGUUUGAUUUAUUCCGUUGCCUUGUCCCAAAACAAAUGUUGAGGUACAGAAUAAAGAUUAAUUAAAGAA
Molecule: messenger RNA, 12154 nt
Organism: Polyodon spathula (Mississippi paddlefish)
Lineage: Eukaryota; Metazoa; Chordata; Actinopteri; Acipenseriformes; Polyodontidae
Product: adenylate cyclase type 9-like
Exons: 10
Coding region: 1704-5951 (1415 amino acids)
Biological process (GO): intracellular signal transduction; adenylate cyclase-activating G protein-coupled receptor signaling pathway; cyclic nucleotide biosynthetic process
Molecular function (GO): adenylate cyclase activity
Source: RefSeq, a predicted model, not a curated record